UUCCAGGUGGUGGAGGGAUAUGGUCAGUCAGAGCUGGUUGCCCCAUGUACACUCACGUUUCAAGGGGAUUGGGUACCUGAACAUGUUGGGCCUCCCCUUCCCUGCGUUCACAUGAAGUUGGUGGAUGUCCCUGAGAUGGAGUAUUAUGCGUCAGUGGGCCAGGGCGAGAUCUGCGUCCGUGGUUCCACUGUCUUUCAGGGAUACUUUCAGGAUGUGCAGAGGACCAAAGACACUAUAGACCCAAAUGGCUGGGUCCAUACAGGUGACAUUGGGAUGUGGCUUCCCAAUGGAACACUGAAGAUAGUAGAUAGGAAAAAACACAUCUUCAAGCUUUCUCAAGGCGAGUACAUUGCACCUGAGAAAAUAGAGAAUAUAUAUCAGAAGAGUGAAUUUGUUUCCCAGCUCUUUAUCCAUGGUGAAAGUCUCAAGUCCUGUGUGGUGGGGAUUGUCGUGCCAGAUGUAGAGGUGCUGAAGCGGUAUGCCAGUGACAAUGGCAUUGAGGGCACAUUUUCUGUCCUAUGCUCCAUGCCAGAGAUCAAGCAGAUCAUCCUUGAAGAUAUGCUCCAGCUAGGCAGAGAAAACAAUCUUAAGUCCUUUGAGCAGGUGAAGGACAUCUACCUGCACCCUGAUCCAUUCAGCAUUCAGAAUGGCCUGCUGACACCAACAUUGAAGGCAAAAAGGCCGGAACUGCGAAAGUACUUCCAUCCCCAGAUUGAUGACAUGAUCCCAUUCAUUAAGGUCCUGAAUCUGGAUCUUCAUCUCAUGUUUGCUGUGAUUGAUGAAGAUCAAGAGGACAUCCCAUUCAUCCUCUUCAGUACGAACCGGAAGAUGCCCCAAUCUGACCUCUGGGAUGUGGUCAUCAAAUGCCGAGCGGCUGUGGCCUGGGAGGCAGCGAAGCCCCUUUCUAUUGAGACCAUAGAAGUUGAGCCUCCAAAAGCUGGAGAGGUGCGAAUCCGAAUUUAUGCAACUGGAGUUUGUCACACAGAUGCUUACACCUUGGAAGGACAUGAUCCAGAAGGUCUAUUUCCAUCAGUGCUUGGCCACGAGGGAGCAGGAAUUGUCGAGAGCAUUGGUGAAGGAGUUACAGCUGUCCAACCAGGUGACCAUGUAAUUCCUUUAUACAUUCCACAAUGCUACGAGUGCAAGUUCUGCAAGUCAGAGAAGACAAAUGUGUGCAGCAAGAUUAGGGCCACACAAGGAAAAGGUGUAAUGCCAGAUGGAACAUCUAGAUUUUCUUGUGAUGGCAAGGUACUUUAUCACUUCAUGGGGACUUCCACAUUCAGCGAGUUCACUGUUGUUGCUGAGAUUUCAGUGGCAAAGAUAGAGGCUCUAGCACCAAUGGAUAAGGUGUGUCUCCUUGGUUGUGGGAUUAGUACUGGCUAUGGUGCAGCACUGAACACAGCCAAAGUGGAACCUGGUUCAACAUGUGCCAUUUUUGGACUUGGAACUGUGGGGCUGGCAGUGGCACUUGGAUGCAGGAAGGCUGGAGCAUCUAGAAUCAUUGGAGUUGAUAUUAACCCUGACAAGUUUGAAAUUGCUAGAAAAUUUGGUUGCACAGAAUUUGUGAAUCCAAAGGAUUUCUCCAAUCGUGCAAUUCAAGAAGUCCUCAUAGAGAUGACUGAUGGAGGAUUGGACUAUACAUUUGAAUGUAUUGGUAACACCCUAACUAUGAGAGCUGCACUGGAGGCAUGCCACAAGGGUUGGGGAGUGUCAACCAUCAUUGGAGUGGCUGCAGCUGGUGAGGAAAUCUCUACUCGCCCAUUCCAACUUGUUACUGGGAGAGUGUGGAAAGGUUCUGCCUUUGGU
Darwinula stevensoni is the source of this 1806-nucleotide messenger RNA. NCBI's taxonomy places the organism in Eukaryota, Metazoa, Arthropoda, Ostracoda, Podocopida, Darwinulidae. The record is from the annotation of a GenBank genome assembly.